UUGAACGUCCCCCGGCUCUCAUUGUGCAGCCGAGGAAACAUCGGAAGGUUUCGACGACGUCGGUAUGAAAUGGCAGAAAGUGCUUGUGUCGCGGAAGCACCGAGAUUAGGCUACGUAGGAGCUGCACAUGUUUACUGUGGCGACCCCGGCCUGCUGAACUGAGAGCUAACGGGAGAGUGCUACUGUUGGGGGUGGGGGGGACGUGGAUUAAAGACCACCAGGAUUUCCUGCCUAAAAAAAACCCGUCCAGCUCGCGUCUGAGGGAGGCAGCAGGCGGCGGCGGCUGCAGGUCGACACUGCUGGAAUUAACCGGAGAGGGUGAAUGCAUCUUGUUCCACUAUUGAUCUGAGACGCCUGUGUGGUGAUGUUUUUGGCUCCAUGUACUGCACACUGCUGCAGGGGAAUGCACCAAGAAACCUGACUCCAGCACCAAAAAGUGAAAGGUGUCCAGAGUCUCGGCAGGCACUCAUCUCUACGUAAAGACGUGUACCAAAUCUUGAGAGGCCUGCCCUUCUUGGAUGCCCAGGCUCAGAGUUCUACCAAGGUUUCAUCAUGAACCGGAACAAGCGUGAAAAGGAGUAUUACAGCAUAGACGUGGGCGAUUCAACUUUUACAGUCCUGAAGCGCUACCAGAACCUCAGACCUAUUGGAUCCGGAGCACAGGGGAUUGUCUGUUCAGCGUAUGACCACAACUUGGAGAGGAACGUUGCCAUCAAGAAGCUGAGCCGGCCCUUCCAGAACCAAACCCACGCCAAGCGGGCCUACAGGGAGCUGGUGCUCAUGAAAUGUGUCAACCACAAGAACAUCAUCGGCCUGUUAAACGUUUUCACGCCUCAGAAGACACUGGAGGAGUUCCAAGAUGUGUAUCUAGUGAUGGAGCUGAUGGACGCCAACCUGUGUCAAGUGAUUCAGAUGGAGCUGGACCACGAGAGGCUGUCCUACCUGCUCUACCAGAUGCUGUGUGGGAUUAAACACCUCCAUGCUGCAGGCAUCAUACACAGGGACCUGAAGCCCAGCAACAUUGUAGUAAAGUCUGACUGCACACUGAAGAUCCUGGACUUUGGCCUGGCCAGGACCGCUGCCACCGGCCUCCUCAUGACGCCCUACGUAGUGACCCGUUACUACCGUGCCCCCGAGGUCAUCCUGGGCAUGGGUUACCAGGCCAACGUUGAUGUCUGGUCUGUUGGAUGCAUCAUGGCUGAAAUGGUCCGAGGUAGUGUGUUGUUUCCAGGCACUGAUCACAUUGACCAGUGGAACAAGGUGAUCGAGCAGCUGGGGACGCCGUCUCAGGAGUUCCUCAUGAAGCUCAACCAGUCGGUGAGGACCUACGUGGAGAACCGGCCGCGUUACGCCGGCUACAGCUUUGAGAAGCUCUUCCCCGAUGUCCUGUUCCCUGCUGACUCUGAACACAACAAGUUGAAAGCGAGCCAAGCCAGGGACCUUCUAUCCAAAAUGCUGGUAAUAGACGCUUCCAAGCGGAUCUCUGUGGACGAGGCUCUCCAGCACCCUUACAUUAAUGUGUGGUACGAUCCGACUGAAGUGGAGGCACCGCCGCCCGCCAUCACAGACAAGCAGCUGGACGAGCGGGAGCACACAGUGGAGGAGUGGAAAGAGUUGAUAUAUAAAGAAGUGCUGGACUGGGAGGAAAGGACGAAGAAUGGUGUCAUCAGGGGACAGCCUGCAUCUAUAGGUGCAGCAGUGAGCAGCAGCCCUCAGCAGCAGCACCAGCACCAUCCCUCCACGUCCUCGUCCUCCGACCCCACCCUGACCGACACGGACAGCAGCCUGGAGACGGCCCCCGGCCCCGCGGGCCCCCCAGGCUCCGCAGGCCCCGCUGCCAAGGCCGGCGGCCCCGUGGGCUGCUGCAGAUGACUAUCACACCUCCCCUCACCCACAGUACCCUCCUCCCCUCUGUGCUCGUCUCCAGUAGUUUAGCGUAUUAGUCAGAUAGCUGUUUAAGUAAAAUGUCUGAAACAACA
This is a messenger RNA of Xiphophorus hellerii (green swordtail), 1979 nucleotides long. It is a transcript of the gene mapk8b, whose product is annotated as mitogen-activated protein kinase 8b. Lineage: Eukaryota; Metazoa; Chordata; Actinopteri; Cyprinodontiformes; Poeciliidae. The record is from RefSeq and is a predicted model, not a curated record. Gene Ontology annotation, molecular function: MAP kinase activity; ATP binding. Gene Ontology annotation, biological process: protein phosphorylation. The transcript has 13 exons. The coding region runs from base 553 to 1872 and encodes 439 amino acids.